Xenopus tropicalis (tropical clawed frog) is the source of this 1879-nucleotide messenger RNA. It is a transcript of the gene cyp2a6.6, whose product is annotated as cytochrome P450 family 2 subfamily A member 6 gene 6. The record is from RefSeq and is a predicted model, not a curated record. Lineage: Eukaryota; Metazoa; Chordata; Amphibia; Anura; Pipidae. Gene Ontology annotation, molecular function: oxidoreductase activity, acting on paired donors, with incorporation or reduction of molecular oxygen, reduced flavin or flavoprotein as one donor, and incorporation of one atom of oxygen; heme binding; oxidoreductase activity, acting on paired donors, with incorporation or reduction of molecular oxygen. Gene Ontology annotation, cellular component: endoplasmic reticulum membrane. The transcript has 10 exons. Bases 174 to 1520 code for a protein of 448 amino acids.
GGGUGACUUGAGGAGGAGCAGCAGGAUCACACAGAGUUUUCGUCACUUUAUUCACUGACUCUAUUUCAUUGAAUAUAAUUAACCACAAAGCGCUGAGGACACGUUGGAAAACAUUGUACCAAAAACAUAACCUUCCUCCAGGUCCUACUCCUCUUCCUCUUAUUGGAAACUUGAUGAAUAUAAAGAGAGGAAAGCUGGUUAGCUCUCUUAUGAAGCUGUGGGAGCAGUAUGGAGCUGUAUACACAUUGUACUUUGGCAUACAACCUGUUAUCGUCCUUUGUGGUUAUGAUGCAGUUAAAGAAGCACUUGUUGAUCAAGCUGAAGAUUUUGGAGCUCGUGGAAAAAUAAGUUCCUUAGAUCCAGUGACCCAGGGCUAUGGGCUCAGUUUUAGCAAUGGAGAACGUUGGAGGCAAUUGCGUCACUUCACUUUAAAGGCCCUGAGGGACUUUGGAAUGGGAAAGAAAAGUAUAGAAGAGAAGAUUCAGGAGGAGGCUCUGUGUUUGGUUGAAGAAUUUAGGAAGUCUGGAGAAAUGCCGACCGAUCCAGAAAAACCUAUUAUGAAAGCUGUGUCCAAUAUAUUCUUUACCAUUGUGCUUGGAAAUCGGUUUGAGUACAACGAUGAGACAUUUUCAGCUCUGCUUGCCAAAGUAGAAGAGAUGUUCAGACUUAUGAGCAACACAUGGAGUCAGAUUGAAAAUGUUCUUCCCAAAUUAAUGGCGUACAUUCCAGGACCCCAUAAGAAGAGAGAUGCCCUUGGAAAACAAUUGAUUUUGUUCUUACAUGAGAGAAUAAAGGCCAACCAAGAGACAUUUGAUCCUAAUGCCCCUAGAGAUUUCAUUGAUGAAUUCCUAAUAAAAAUGGAGCAGGAAAAAAAGAAUCCCAAUUCCGAAUUUACCAUGAGGAACACUUUACUGACAUUUUACAGCAUUUUUCUUGGAGGAACAGAGACAUCUACAACCACUCUGAAGCAUGGUCUGCUACUGCUGAUCAAGUAUCCUGAAAUACAAGCUAAGCUUCAUAUGGAAAUUGACAAUGUGAUUGGAAGAAACAGAACUGCAAAUAUGAUUGAUCGCAAUUCAAUGCCCUAUAUGGAGGCUGUGAUCAACGAAAUCCAGCGAUUCAGUGACAUCAUCCCUUUGAAUGUUCCACGAAAGGUCACUAAGGACGUACAGUUUAGAGGGUAUUGCAUCCCCAAGGACACAGAAAUCUACCCAUUGCUAUGUACGGUUCACCAUGACGCCAAGUACUUUUCCUCUCCAUAUGAAUUUAAUCCUAGCCAUUUUUUAGAUGAACAAGGCAAAUUCAAGAAAAAUAAUGCCAUGAUGGCAUUCUCAGCAGGUAAACGAAUCUGUCCAGGAGAGAGCCUUACUCGCAUGGAACUCUUUCUUUUCUUUACCACCAUUCUACAGAACUUCACUCUCACCUCACCAACUCAUUUCACUGACAAUGAUGUAGCCCCAAAAAUGACAGGGUUUAUAAACCAUCCUAUUCAAUAUAAGGCCUCAUUUAUUUCUCGCUAAUCAAUCCAUGCUCUAUCUUGUGUAUAUAGUUGUAUAUAGCUUAUUAUAUAGAUGCAUUUUGGUAGUUAUCAAUAGGGCCGGCUGCCAAAGAGUCUAGGUCUAAAAACCUAGGUCACUUGCACCGUCAUUUUCUAAGCUAGCAACUCCCUUGCCAGAUUCUAGGAAAUUGUUCUGCCACCUGUAGUUUAAUAUAAUGCACAGGAUUCUGCAGCCUUCAUUUAUCUCUUUUUGUAAUUUGCUGUCAUUGUGGAAGCAGAGAUUGUCAAAGAAAUGUCUGAAUAUAACAUUUGUUAAAGGGGAAAUAAUUCCAAAUUGUUUUCUAUUGUGUUUGUCAAGCAAAAUAAACUUUAUUUACACUA